AAUGUGCGUUCAGAGUGAUUGCAUGGUGUUUCCGUGCCUACUUCGUCGUCCAGGAUUUACGAUAAAACCGAAAUCGUGUCAAAUUCGACUGAUUUUCUGCGGUAAAUAGUGGUGCUCCGGUCGCGAAAAUAUGUGAAAAUCGUUCCCGAGAGCCAUUCCGACGCGUACAGAAUGAAAUUAGUGACGGAAAGGUGAAAUCUGCUAGUGAAAAAUCCGCUUGAAAGUGAGCAGCCUGGGUCUGUCUCGGUGCGGUUCCAUUUUAGAGCCAGCAGCCUCUUCUCUUUGGGGGGGGUUUGUGUUGGUGUUUGUGCGUGUGAAGAAAACACGACGACAAGAAGAAAACGUGUAGUGGAAGAAAAAGUGCCGUGGCCUUCUCGGAUCUCGACGGCGAUUGAGCGGGAGUCGAAUAUUUUUCGACUAUUGAAAUGUUCUACAAAAAUGCUGCAAAUAUCUUAAGGUUAAGCAGUGAAAUUUCAUAAACAUAUAUUUUGGCCCGCUCUAUCAGCUACGCAAUAAAAAGGCGAGUGUAGCGCUGCAGUUUCGUGAGGAAUUGUGUAUCGAAAAAGUGGUGUAAAUUGGCGGGGCAGCUUUACAAACACAUUUGUUUUGGUCACGGCUGAUCCCAUGCCCGUACAAAUGGUCUGCGACUCAACAUCGUUGGUGAGUGCGGCGCUGCGCGACUCUUUGACCUCGUCUGGCGGCAGUGGCAACAGCAGCAGCAGUAGCGGUCUUGGAGGAGGAGGUUCCAUGUCUGCGGCUUCCUCGUCAUCGUCAUACGGAAGAGUCCCAUCGUCGGCAGCCUCUUCGUCGUCGUAUUUUAGCCUUGGUUCGUCCGGUAAAAGCUCUGGGUUCGCGGAUUUAGAUGACGACGACCUUGUUGGCCACUUCGAGGGUCAGCUUGCAGACGCUCUUCGGCGGAAACAGUUGAAGCCGAUCCGAUACGAGGAAGUGCCAAACUACAGUGCCGAGCAGGAAAAUUUGAAAUCGAAAUACAUCGUACUGAAGGCUCCCGCCAGCACUUCCAGUAAUUGCAUCAAUGGAUCCAACAGUGUUGGUGGAGGAGCUGGGCCCGUCAACGGAAGCACCAACACACAGGUGAUGAAUGGAGGCGGCCGAGGAAACCCGUCGUCGACGAUGACGUCCAAACUGUCUGUCGUAAACGCCACUUGCAAUGGCAUCAGUCACCAAAAUGGCAACAACUCGUCGUCGGCGGCAACCGGGAAGGAUCAGCUCCCAGCCCCGAAGAGGGUACUAUACCCGCGAGAGAACGUACAGAUCGGCUGGAAAGCCACCGGGCACAAGUGGAAUACCGGCGCCGGGUUCACCAACGUCGGCAACACUUGCUAUCUCAACUCGACGCUGCAGGCGCUGUUCCACGUGCCGGCCAUCGCCAACUGGCUCAUAUCGGACAGUGCCCAUCGCGAACGAUGCGAUGACAACGUGAACGGUCAAGGCUGCAUAAUCUGUGCCAUGGCCAAAACUUUGCUGGCCUCUCAGAGCAACCAAGGCUCCGUCAAACCAUACAUGGUGGUCUCCAAGCUUCGGUUGGUAUGCAAGCAUCUUAUUCCAGGACGACAGGAAGAUGCGCACGAGUUCCUGCGCUACCUGGUGGAAGCCAUGGAGAAGUGCUACCUGGCGCGAUUUAAGAACAGCAAAGAAUUGGACCAGUACAGCAAGGAAACCACACCUCUUAAUCAGAUCUUGGGCGGAUACCUCCGGUCGGAGGUCAAAUGCUUGUCCUGUCAACAUGUUUCCACAACGUUCCAACAUUUCGAGGAUCUGCUACUGGAUAUCAGGAAAGUAAACUCCAUCGAGGAGGCUCUCACAACAUACUUCGCCAGGGAACGGCUCGAGGAAAUGCAAUACAAGUGUGAAGCUUGUAAGAAAAAGGUGGCCGCUACAAAACAGUUCUCGUUAGAACGCGCACCCUUUGCAUUGUGCAUUCAACUUAAGAGGUUUUCUAUGAUGGGAGGAAAGAUCAACAAGCAUGUAGAGUUAAAAACUCGUUUGGAUUUGACACCUUACUCGUCCAAAUCAGCUGUCUCAAGUGGUAAACUAACGUACAAGUUAGUUUCGAUGGUGACACACUUGGGCAGCACACAGCACUGUGGACAUUACACAGCAAUUGGAGGCACUGAGACCGGAACAUAUUACGUGUUCGAUGACAGCUUAGUUAGACCGAUUACACUCCAAAACGUCACCAGCACCAAUGCGUACAUAAUUUUCUAUGAGCUAGAAAGUGUUCAAAACGGGAUUAAGUCUAACGCCAGUAGCACUGCCACGUCGGCAUCUUUUGCCAACACAUACGGGAGUUCCUCCGGGAAGUAUGGGAGUAAUUUCGAAGGUGGAUCCAAUACCGGUGGAGCCUCUUCGCACACGUCACCCCUCCGAGUUCAUGGGCCUGGCAGCAACGCUGGCCACAACCCUCUUAUCCCGAGCAAGCUGGAAAACAGGUCAAACUUUAUUGGCCCAAUGUUGCCGCAGCAGACGCAAGAGAAAACCAAAAAGUUGGCUAACGGGAUGAGUCACCUGUACGUCAAAGACGAAGGUGAAGCCGUUGUUACAUCGUCCAGGGCGUCUCCAAUCUCAUCGACCACGUCGUCGCUAUCCAGUCCUUCACCGGUCAAACAGUCCUGUCCGAAUGGACCAUCAUCCAGUCCUAGUAAAUUUGUGAGAAACUCCACAACGUCGAAUAUGAAAAGCAAAUAUGGCUCAAGUUCCAACUCCAACGGCUUUGCAAAUCCGGUCAGCAAUUACAGCAACGGUAGCUUAAAGUCUUCAUCAUCCUCUGCCGCAUCUUCUUCUACUACUUCCUAUUCACUACCAUCAAUGCCUAAACUUUGCAAUAGUUCCGCAGCAGCGAAGAACUUCUCUGGGGAAAGUGGUGAGUCUUCAUCGACCGCAAAGGGUGCUGGAUUCCCUGGGCACUCGAAGAACAGCAAUGGUAACGUCCCGAACGGGCAUCACAACGGCAACAAAUCGGUCAGUCUAGUUCCAUACGAUGCCGAUGAUGACGACGACGAUGACGAGGAAGAGAAUCAGGAGAACCAGAAGAGAUUUGUUGGAAGCAAGAAACGCAAUGGCCGCAACCACUCAGCGGAAGAUGACGAUGAUGAUGAUAGUGAUGAGGAUGUGGAACGGAUACAAUCGCAUGUCCUGCUUGGCCCCAGCAGCAACAACAACAGACUGCAGCGACCAUCGGAUCCUGUCGAAGAGGAGUACUCACCCAAGUCACCACCCGUAAUAAAAACCAAAGCCGGCCUCUGGAAAGUGAGCGACAACCGCCAUCAGACCAGCAGUAGCAGUAGUGCAAACAGCAGCAAAAACACGUCGCCAGCCACCUCUGGAAAUUCCUCUCCGGCCAACUAUGGACACAUGAACGGUAAUAGCGGAGGCCCUCUGGCGUCCGGUUAUCAGCCGAACAACCGACAGUACAAUGGCUUCAACGGCUACAACGGUAAUAGUAACAACAGCCGAAAUGGCAACGGAAACGACGUCGUCAAUCAGCUCCAUCAAUACUCCCAUCAAGGAUACGGAGCGCCGGUUCGAAGCUGGAACGGCCAACAGACUAAUAUGAACCGUGAACUGUCAAAUGAACGGCGGGAGGAAAGGAAGCGGCAGUUUGAAGAUGAUUGCGACACCGAAAUGGAUCGAGGUCGGACCAAGAAGGUCAAAACGCAUUUUUACCAUCAACAGCAACGACAGCAGCAGCAGAGUCAAAACCCGUUCCAGAUGCAUCAAAUGAUGAACGGUGGAAACGGUGCCAACAACAAUGUCAACCGAAAAUGGAAUAACAACAACCAAUUCGGAGGGAAAUUCUUUCAGAAUCGGGGAGGAAACUACUACCAAAACGGGAAUCAUCCCCGGAACCACAACGGGUUUCGUAAUGGGCGUCACGGACGCAAUGGAUUUUAUAAUAAGUCUCAUCACCAUCAUCAGCGCGACAAAUUUUAAUCUAAGCCGUAAAAUUAGUAGCAGUAGUAGUGGCCGUGCACUUUCUUCCAACCAUUCUCCUUCUUCUUUCUAUUUUCCUUCCAUCAUCUCAAUUAUUGUUUGUUGUAAAUAUAUGUAAAAUUAAAUAGGACAGAACUUUUUGAUAGUACGUAGAAAAAUGCGGGCGGAGCCGGUCACGCGAAGAAACUUUAUCUUUUGUCAGCCAAAUUGUUUUACCCAACCCCACCCAUUCCCUAUCCGGACAAGGGCACAAGGAAAUCCACCAGAUAAAGCAUUUUCAAGCGAGCGAACCCCGUUUGUGUGAACCGAUAAGCCUGAGGAUAAUUUGUGUAAAUAGUUUAUUAGAAAUCUUAUAGCUCUUUAUAUUUCACUAUCAAUGAAAUAGUGGUAGUAGUUAUCGUAAUUAAAAGAAUUUACAGUGCAAACCAUUGGAUCAAA
Messenger RNA from Armigeres subalbatus, 4392 nucleotides. It is a transcript of the gene scny, whose product is annotated as ubiquitin carboxyl-terminal hydrolase 36. Gene Ontology annotation, biological process: regulation of apoptotic process; protein deubiquitination. Gene Ontology annotation, cellular component: cytosol; nucleus. Gene Ontology annotation, molecular function: cysteine-type deubiquitinase activity. The transcript has 5 exons. The coding region runs from base 625 to 3954 and encodes 1109 amino acids. The record is from RefSeq and is a predicted model, not a curated record. Lineage: Eukaryota; Metazoa; Arthropoda; Insecta; Diptera; Culicidae.